Messenger RNA from Gavia stellata (red-throated loon), 585 nucleotides. RefSeq names its product feather beta keratin-like. Gene Ontology annotation, cellular component: intermediate filament. The record is from RefSeq and is a predicted model, not a curated record. The transcript is spliced from 4 exons. Lineage: Eukaryota; Metazoa; Chordata; Aves; Gaviiformes; Gaviidae. Gene Ontology annotation, molecular function: structural constituent of cytoskeleton. The coding region runs from base 1 to 585 and encodes 194 amino acids.
AUGGUCUUACCUUCUCCCUCCAGUCCCCCCUUUUCCCAGGGCAAAAAGAAACAACGAACAUCUGAAAAGAGUUUGCUGCUCUUUGGAGCACUGUCAGAGCCUGACGAGCAUUCCCUAGAGCUGAAGGAUCUGGAGUCCCUGCUGAAGAGACAGCCUCAUGGCCUGGGGUGGGGCAGGAGCAGUAUAAAAGUAAACCCAAAGCCUUGUUCUCUCAUCCACUUCUCUUGCCUUACUCUUCUUGGGAACCAGGUGCUCCUCCAGCCACAGGACAUGUCCUGCUACAACCAGUGCCUGCCAUGCCUGCCAUGCCAGCCCUGCGGCCCCACCCCACUGGCCAACAGCUGCAAUGAGCCCUGUGUCAGGCAGUGCCAGGACUCCACUGUUGUCAUCGAGCCCCCUCCUGUGGUGGUGACCCUACCCGGACCCAUCCUCAGCUCCUUCCCGCAGAGCACCGCCGUGGGAUCCUCCACCUCCGCUGCCGUUGGCAGCAUCCUCAGCUCUGAGGGAGUGCCCAUCUCCUCCGGGGGCUUUGGCCUCUCUGGCUUUGGCAGCCGCUACUGUGGCAGACCAUGCCUCCCCUGCUAA